AUGGCAACGGUCAAUCUCUACUACCUCGGGUUAGUAUGCUUGCUAGCUGUCACUGCAACUGCGGCAUCGCAAUGCUUCCGUGACGCCGGCCAGCUGAAGCGUGUGGUUCAAGCACAGGAGGAGUGCGUCCGAUAUCUGCGCAUCCCUUGCGCCCGCCUAGCCGUCUACAACAAGUUCAUCUACCCGAACGAUGCCGAAACGCAGUGCAUGGUGCGCUGCAUGGGCCUCAACCUGGGCUGGUGGAACGAUACGCACGGCGUGCAGGAGGCAUCAAUGCGCAGCUUCUUCCAUCCGGACCCGAACGACUGCGACUACGAGCGGCGUACUUACCGCUGCCUGCACUCCCAGCGUCUCGACAGACCAGCACCGCACGACGAGGCGUGCGAACGUGCGUAUGAGUCCUUCCGGUGUUACUACGAGCAUUAUGGCAAUCUCGUCGUAACGCCUCAGUUUGUUCGACUCAACGCGCUUCAACAGCUCGAUGUGCUGCUGCAGUGUGCCGAUAUGCUGCAGUAUCCCAUGCCGGACCGUUCGUUCUCGUGCGCCAAAACGCAUGUAGCAGGUGCGGAAGGUGAUUUCGACUGUGUGUUGCGUUGCUAUAUGCUGAGAACGGGAUUGUACAGCGAGCAGUAUGGACCCAAUCUGGACCGAAUUUACGUACAGUGCAAUAACUACGCGAACGAGACAGUGUUCCGCGAAACUACCGAUGCCUGUUACCAAAGGCUGCGGUCAGACUGUCAGGACGAAUGUACGCUGAUCGCUCGCUAUGUACGCGAAUGUUUUCCAGCUGGAGGUAUUAUAUUUUUAAAUUCUUUAUGGUAA
Molecule: messenger RNA, 822 nt
Organism: Anopheles gambiae (African malaria mosquito)
Lineage: Eukaryota; Metazoa; Arthropoda; Insecta; Diptera; Culicidae
Product: general odorant-binding protein 45
Exons: 1
Coding region: 1-822 (273 amino acids)
Biological process (GO): sensory perception of smell
Molecular function (GO): odorant binding
Source: RefSeq, a predicted model, not a curated record